Messenger RNA from Symbiodinium sp. CCMP2592, 2718 nucleotides. The record is from the annotation of a GenBank genome assembly. Lineage: Eukaryota; Dinophyceae; Suessiales; Symbiodiniaceae.
AUGGGCCUUGGCAGGUGGGCACUGAUUCUACUGUCCACUUUGCCGCUGCUGCUCGUUUCACUUCUGGCGCCGGUUCUAACCUCUGGCGCACUACUCGCUUUCUGCUUCUUGCAAGUACUUUGCCACACAUCUCUCGAAGUGGGGACUUCCCGUGGCUUCCUUUCCUUCGGUUUGCGCCUUGUGCUCGGCCUCACGCUCAACGCGUUCCUAACGGUCUUCCUGGCAGGCAGAGAUCUUAUCCUGGAAAGAGGCGGCAGAGGCGAGGACAAGGGCGGGGGCAUUGCCUUGCCACCAGCAGCCAUCGACGGCCGCGAGGAACUUGUGACCCAUACACCCAUCGCCACGCUGUCCGUGGUGGUGCCCUGUGCAAACGAGAGCGCUUGGAACGUGCAGCACACCGUGCAGGCCAUUUGGGAGGCCACGCCAGGGGCAGAGCUCUUGGAAAUACUUCUGGUGGACGAUGCUUCGAGGCCGAGCUUGGAGCGACAACUCUCCCGGGCUGUCUCCCGCAGUGCUUUGUUUCUCACCUCUCACCGUGCCCGUGUGCUUCGGAAUGCUGAGCCCCGCGGCCUGCUUCGCUCGAAGCAGAGAGGUGCGGAUGCGGCGAAAGGAGAAGCCAUUGUAUUCCUGGAUUGCCACGUCCGACCGAUGGAGCACUGGACUGAAGGCCUUUUGGAACACCUCAAUGCAGACUGGCGCCGGGUGGCUGUGCCCCUGAUGACGAACUUGGACCCCGACACUUGGCAGGAGCUACAGCCACACAAAGGUGGUCAGAAGAUGUGUUUGACAUGGGCUGCCGAUGCUUUCUGGUGCGAUGGAUGGCCUGGUGACGAGGUGCCUUUGCUGUCCGGUGGGUUGAUGGCACUGACCAGGCGCUGGUGGCGCCUUUCUGGUGGCUUGGGCCCGGUGGACGAAAGGAUGCAGGGCUGGGGUGGCGAGAACCUGGACCAGUCCUUGCGGACUUGGCUUUGCGGAGGUGAGAUCCGUGCUGCCGAAAACUCCCGGGUGGCCCACCUUUGGCGCGAUGGAGGGAAGACGGCCAAGGCCACGGCCCCUCGAUACCGAUUGUCAGAAGCACAAAUUCUUCGAAACCGGCUGCGGGCGGCUGAGGCCUGGAUGGGGCCCUGGGCUUCGAAGGUACGGAGCUUCGAAGAGUUUCAGGUGCUCGCCAAGCGCCGCCACGAGAGUUAUGAUUCGGAGCUUCAGCAGCUGCAACGGCGGUUGGGCUGUGCUCCCUUCGCCAACUACUUGGAGCGUUUCAGAGAGCUCUUCAGGCUCACGGGGCUGCUGCCUGAAAGCGUCUUCCACCUGCAGCUGGAGAGCUCAGAAGAGACGCGCUCGGAUUCGCUUUGCCUCAGCGUCGAUCCCUUCCAAAACUUCAAGCCCUUCUUGAGCCGCUGCAUCGCGGGCCAGGCCUUCCAGCGCUGGCAUCUCCUUGGAUCCGAGGCCUCGGGGACCUUCGCAGUGAAGCUUUGGAACUACGACGUGUGCCUGGCCUGGUACGGUGGGGACUUCCAGACCGGAAUGUGCUCCUUCUUCGAAAGAUCACGGUUCCAGGAGUUUGCAUUCCAGGAGGAGUUGAUCACAGUCCCAAGGUUGACGAAGGUUUCGCAAUGCUUAGCUGGAGCUCCGCACGAGCGUCGUGCCAAGCUUCGAUCCGAACGACGAGAGGGGCUUGAAGGGUCCGCGCCCCUCCUGGCAAGCACCGGGAUGGGCUCCUGGCGCCUCUCGGGAAAGUGGUGUCUGGUUCCACCACGAGAGGCGCAAGGCAAUGGGGACGUGGAGCUGUUCCUCUCUCCUUGCAGUGAGUUGGGGCCCAAAGAGCAAGCCACGUUGAAAGAGCUGGGCACCGGGAACGGGUUCUUGCGUCAGCUACGCAUUGCUGGUGACGGUCGAUGCUUGCAUGUGAAAGGCACCGGAAUGGUGGCAUCACAGUGCGCAGACUUUGUUAGCUUCUUCCGGGUGCAGGAAGGUCGGCCGCUAUGCGAGGGCGAGAAACCACAGCGAUGCCUGAGCAUGGAAGGUUCCGGCACUGGUCCUGGCAGUUUGGCUUUGGAGCCGUGUGAGCGCACCUCAGACGCCUUCGAAAGACAACUCUUCGUCCAGGAGCCAAGCCAAAGCUUUGGUUCCUUCUCUUUGCGCCAGGGCCAGGGCCGUCAGGGGCAUCGCUGUCUCAUAGGCCUUCCUCAGUCUGGAGAGCUGCAGUUGGUGCUGGCCGCCUGUGACAAAGCUUCUUCCCGGGGAGCUUGGGCUCAGACCAGAGAUGCAUUAGUAUGGACCCACAGGUCCACCGAUUCCCAGGCCCUCGACUCUUCGUGGGGUCUCACGGACCCACAAGAUGCGAGCCAUUGCCUCACUGCUGAGCGCUCGAAGGGAGGCUUCCGUCCUUGGGCCUUCCGCCCCGCCUUGCGCCCCUGUUUCUUCGAGGACUUCACUCAACGUUUUAGGGUCGGGAAUGGCAGCAUUUUCAUUCCCAGCCACGUGGCCAACCAAGGCCGAAGCCGUUUCCCUGCCCUCUGCCUCACAGCCAACUCGCGGAAGCGCAGCAUGCGGAGCAUGCGGAGCUCCGUGAGCUCCGAUCUGGAAUCCUGGAGGCUCCUCCGAGCGGAGCCCUGCUUUGAAGCCGGCAGUCGACAUCGCCCGAAACUUCACUGGCGGAAGCUUUACGAAGAGAUGCCUCUGGAGACGCGGCUUCUCGCGAAAAAUCGCGUGGCGUAG